Molecule: messenger RNA, 1869 nt
Organism: Cydia pomonella (codling moth)
Lineage: Eukaryota; Metazoa; Arthropoda; Insecta; Lepidoptera; Tortricidae
Product: zinc finger BED domain-containing protein 4-like
Exons: 1
Coding region: 1-1869 (622 amino acids)
Molecular function (GO): DNA binding; protein dimerization activity
Source: RefSeq, a predicted model, not a curated record
AUGAGUGGGAGUCGCAAGCGGUCGAAUGUGUGGACGUUCUUUAAUGAAAUGGAAGACGAUAAAAGUAAAGUUAAGUGUACAUUGUGCAAUUCGGUGCUGUCGCGCGGCGGCACAGGACGUACGGGGUCGACCUCGGCACUAUCGAACCAUUUAAAACUAAAACAUAAAGAAGAAAGUGAAAAAGUGGAUAAGCCAAUUCAUUCAAUUAUUAAUGUUGGAGAAUUACAUCAGCCGUCCUCAUCGCGUGCGUGCGUACAGCAAUCGAUCGAAAGUUCUAUUUCUAAAAAGUGGGACCUACAAGAUCCACGAUCUCAAGAAAUUCACAACGCGAUAGGAGAGAUGAUCGCCGUCGACAAUCAGCCGAUAUCGAUUGUAGAGGACGUUGGAUUUAACAGACUAAUCAUAGUAUUAAAACCGAAAUAUCCAAUGCCUGGAAGGAAAUAUAUGAGUGAAGUUAUUUUACCAAAAAUUUACGAGAAAGUUAAGUUGUGUGUAAAAAAGGAUAUUGACCAGGCAAAGGCGGUUUCUGUAACAACUGAUAUGUGGACUUGCACUGACAACGUCACCAGUUUUUUAAGCUUCACCGCUCACUGGCUGAAUGCUGAGCUCGCUGCACAACACCGUGUGCUGCAAAUGUGUAACUUUACUGGUCAACAUACAGCUGAAAAAAUCAGAGCAAGCUUAGAAACAAUGGCAGAGUCGUGGGAUUUGGGUUCGAAAGUUCACAUAAUUGUAAGGGAUAAUGGGCCAAAUAUCGUGAAGGCGACCAAUGACAGCCCAUACACCGGAAAGCCAUGCUUCAUUCACACACUACAGCUGGCCAUCAAGCAUUCGCUGGAUGCUCAACCAAACAUCAACGAAAGCCUCACUGCAGCGAGAAGGAUCGUGACACAUUUCAAUCACUCUAGUACAGCGCAAGAAAAAAUGGUGCUUAUCCAGAAUGAGCUCAAUUUGCCAAAACACAAGCUCAUUCAGGAUGUGACAACCCGCUGGAACAGCACUUUUUAUAUGUGCGAGAGGCUAAUUGAGCAAAAGCGAGCUGUUUCACUGUAUAUAUCAGAUUACUCUGGCUCAAUUAACUUCAACAAUUUAACAGAAAGACAAUGGCAACUCGUUAAAGAAUUGUUGACAAUAUUGCAGCCUUUUGAAGAGAUAACAAGAAUUACAAGCUCGAACUUUUCGUGCAUUUCAGAAGUCAUACCGCACGUAAAUAUUUUGCUCAAAUAUUUGGCCAAACCUGCAAGUGAUGACUCAAACACUGUUACAAUGAGGAAAAGAUUACAAACAGAGUUAAAAGCCCGAUUUGAAGGUAUUCAAGAUGACAUUGUGUACACGCUCGCCACAAUUUUGGAUCCCAGGUACAAACUCAAUUUCUUCAGCAAUGACAAAAUAGAACCUGCAAGAAAAGCCUUCCUCAUAGAAGCCAUAAAAAAUAAUGAUGACGAAGAUAGCAGUAACGAUGACGAAGAGCUGCCACGUAAUAAAGAGAACAUACCUUCAAACGAGACUCACGCAGAUUUCUGGAGCUGCUUCGAGGAAGUUGCAUCAGCAAAACCAACUUUAUCCCAACCCAUCGAAACAACUAAAAGUCCUAUUGCUGCAGAAUUGGACAAAUAUCUCCAGGAGAAUUUACUUCAGCGGGACAGAAGUCCUUAUGAAUGGUGGGUAAAAAAUAAAGCAAAAUAUCCACUAAUGGCGCACCUCGCUAAAAAAUGGUUGGCAGCUCCUGGCUCUUCGGUUUACAGCGAAAGAUUAUUCUCUGAAGCGGGUAAUAUUUAUGAGAAGAAACGAAACCGCCUUCUACCUGAUCGAGCAGAAAGUUUAGUAUUUCUGCAUCAUAAUUUACCGCUAUUAAAUUUUAACUAUUGA